Saitoella complicata NRRL Y-17804 is the source of this 380-nucleotide messenger RNA. RefSeq lists its product as uncharacterized. The record is from RefSeq and is a predicted model, not a curated record. The coding region runs from base 82 to 372 and encodes 96 amino acids. The transcript has a single exon. NCBI's taxonomy places the organism in Eukaryota, Fungi, Ascomycota, Saitoellomycetes, Saitoellales, Saitoellaceae.
CUGAGGUUGCCAUAGUCUGACAUUCAAAAUGUCUACCACUCCCAGACCGGCCGUGAAGUAGUCGUCGACGCCAUCGUAACAAUGCAGGGUCACUGGUUCUUCCUUCUCGGUGCAACCCUUCGCACACGUACCUUUUGCCGUCUAGUUUUCGACGAGAAUGAUAAGGUUGUGUUGUAUCACGAUGUCUGGAGUGUUCAGGAUACCAUUCAUGGUAUGUUGCUGGGGUGGACGAGGCUUCCGGGGAGUACGGAGAGUAUGAGUUUGUGGGUGCAUGAGCGGGUUGUGAAGCCCGUGAUGACGAUGAUUGUAUUAGGGUCGCUUUGGCUGUUUGGGAAGUAUAACUCAUGCAGACAGAUACAUAUGCAUAGCUAGGAAAAGGC